Messenger RNA from Sceloporus undulatus (fence lizard), 1934 nucleotides. RefSeq names its product tektin 5 (gene TEKT5). The transcript has 7 exons. The record is from RefSeq and is a predicted model, not a curated record. Gene Ontology annotation, biological process: cilium movement involved in cell motility; cilium assembly. Gene Ontology annotation, cellular component: nucleus; sperm flagellum; microtubule cytoskeleton. NCBI's taxonomy places the organism in Eukaryota, Metazoa, Chordata, Lepidosauria, Squamata, Phrynosomatidae. The coding region runs from base 470 to 1930 and encodes 486 amino acids.
CCAGAUGUUGACCAUAGAGUUGCACUGGAGGACUUGGAGAUUCCUAGACUGGUGUUCUUUUUGGUAAAAAGAAUAGUGUUUGUUUUUUAACUGCAUUCAUUCCACCUUCACAGGUUCCUUCUCCCUUAACCCCAGCAAAUGUGGACCCAUAUACCUUCUUCCUCCUCCUUACUGGUUUCUAAAAAGAACUAGGCAUCUCCUUCUCUGAGGCAGCCCUUUUUCCUAUCUCUAAACCCGGAACGCCUGGGAUGUCCAUUUCCAUUUGUGUCUAUCCCAAGCCCUCUCCUUCACAGGGGCCAUGAUGCCCUCCUCCUCAUCUUUUGUGACAACAUCAGACAGUCACAGACACUGCAGUCAGGCAGCAGCUGCAAAAGGAGGAAAUCUGGUUUUGGUGAACCCCCCUCAAAAUGGCAGCUGCCUCGCUUUCUUGAGCCUGGCUUGGCGAGAGAAGGCUGGGCGCCCGCUUUAGAUGGAGUACCUGGGCACUACCCAGACAGCGACCUACUGCGGACCCCGGAAGAGCUGCCUCCUCCCAGAGGUGGCCCCUACAAGCUUGAGCCACGAUAGCUACCAGGCUUACUACCUGCCUGGCUACCGCUACCUGAACUCAUGGAGACCCAGCUUGUUCUACAAAGUUUCCUCCUUCCGGCCGAGCGAUGAGGCCGGCGGACGCCUCUGUGCCCCCCUGCGGCCACCCACUAUCCUCCCCUCGGUGCGGCCGUCCCUCUAUGCCCGCUACAGCCCCCACGACUGGUACAAAGCCAAUGCCAACGCCAUCAAAGGGUCAGAGGCCUAUCGGCACUGGGCCGGGCGGCUCAACGCCGACUCGACGCGGCUGAUCCAGGAUAAGGACCAGUUGACCCGCCAGCAGCAGGAGGAUUCAGGGAAGAAUAUCGGGCAGAGGCUAGCGGACAUCGACUUCUGGAGGUCGGAGUUGUCCUAUGAGCUGGAGCGGUUGCUGACUGAGACCCGAGCGCUGGACACGGCCAAGCGGCGCCUGGAGUGUGCUGCGGAUGAGGCCCAGGGACCCCUGCAGGUAGCCUUGGAAUGCUUAUACAACCGGGAGAAACGGAUGGGGAUCGACUUGGUCCACGAUGAUGUGGAAAAGAACCUAAUACAGGAAACGGACGUGAUCCGCACCUGCCAAGAGAAGAUGAGAAAGCUUGCGGAAAAAAUUGAUCAACAAAUAAACAUUAACAGAGACGCCCAACAUGCCCUGGAGCGGGACCUUGGCGACAAAAGCUCAGCCCACUUUAUUGAUGAGAAAUGCUACAACCUGAGGAACACUUCAGACAGCAUUAACUACUACCACGGAGUGGAGAAAAUUGAUGGAACAGUCUCCGUUCCUGAAACGUGGGCCAAGUUUAGCGACGACAACAUCCGCUAUUCCCAAAAUGCGCGGGCCAACACUGCCACCCUUUGCAAGGAAGCAGAUCAUACUCUGGAGAUCACAUCGGAUGACAUGUGGAGGCAGUGGACUGACACUAACUUGGCUUUCGAUUCUCGCAUCUCGGAAAUAGCAGAUUCAAAGAACCAGCUGCAAGCCCAGCUGGCCAAGACACUUCAAGAGAUCUUUCAGACCGAAAACACAAUAAUGUUGCUGGAGAGAGCCAUCUUGGCCAAGGAGUGUCCGCUCAAGGUGGCCCAAACCCGUUUGGAAGCCAGAACAUGGAGACCCAAUAUGGAGUUAUGCCGCGACAUACCCCAGUUCAAGCUGGUCAAUGAGGUUUUCACCAUCGACGACACGCUCCAGAGCCUGAAGCUGCGUUUGCGCGAAGCUCAGGACACCCUCCAGCUGCUGAUCUUCAACAAAGCCAAGCUGGAGCACGAUCUGCUGGUGAAGGCCAACUCCCUCUUCAUCGACAAGGAGAAGUGCAUGGGCAUGCGCAAAACCUUCCCCAGCACCCCUCGCCUGGUCGGCUACACCUGAGACC